Messenger RNA from Syngnathoides biaculeatus (alligator pipefish), 3257 nucleotides. RefSeq names its product shisa family member 9b (gene shisa9b). The transcript has 4 exons. The record is from RefSeq and is a predicted model, not a curated record. Lineage: Eukaryota; Metazoa; Chordata; Actinopteri; Syngnathiformes; Syngnathidae. Gene Ontology annotation, cellular component: AMPA glutamate receptor complex; postsynaptic membrane; dendritic spine membrane. Bases 239 to 1372 code for a protein of 377 amino acids. Gene Ontology annotation, biological process: regulation of short-term neuronal synaptic plasticity; regulation of AMPA receptor activity.
GAGGCUGACGACCUCCAGCGCGGCCAAAGUAAAAGACCGCAAUCCACUUUCUCCAUCCUGGUUGGUCACCUCCCAGACUGCAUCGCAUAAAGGAGUACGAGUGUGCGCACGGUGCCUGAGUUUGGCGCAUGGGAAGUUGCACCCCAGCCACUAUUACGCACGGCUGUCCAGACGUAGGAUGUGAGCAAGACCACACGCGUGGAGGGGAACAAAAAAAAAAAAAAAAAAGUGAGCAAAGAUGCGCGGCGCCGAGCUGCUGCUCGCUUACAUCCUCGCUAAAGUGACCCUGCGCCACGCGGAAGGCCAAGGGGAACGCGUGGCGGACGACUUGGUGCUGGUGAACGGAUACAACGAGUCAGCGGAGUCCACAACGAGCAGCGUGACGGAGAGCCCCCACACAGAGGACAAAUGUCGCGGCUACUAUGACGUGAUGGGCCAGUGGGACCCGCCAUUCGUGUGCCAGACGGGCAACUACCUGUACUGCUGCGGCACGUGCGGCUUCAGGUUCUGCUGCGCCUUCCGCAGCUCCCGGCUGGACCAGACCACCUGCAAGAACUACGACACGCCGCCGUGGAUGAUGACCGGCAGACCGCCGUCCAAAGUGGACGUGGCGCAAGACUCAGCCAAGGACAAGACCAACAUGAUCGUGUAUGUCGUCUGCGGGCUGGUGGCCAUCGUGGCACUUAUCGGCAUCUUCACCAAGCUCGGGCUGGAGAAGACGCAGCGGCCGAACCGCAACAAUAUGCCACGGACUUUGGCACAUGUGAUCCGUCAUCCUGCCUCGGAACAUAUAGACGAGAUGAGCCUGGGCCUGCACUAUGAGAAUAUGCAGACAAGAGUCGCUAUAAACAGUCUCCACAGCCACCAGUUGAACAACGCGACAUCGCCUCUGCUAACUGAGCCGUACGCUCUUCUGGAUCAGAUCUGCAGCCCCUACGAGCCCCAGACGCCGGUCAACGACCUCAACAAGUACGCCACCCUCAAGGCUGUUGCAGAAAAAGCAAACGACAGCUUCUACACCAACCGCCGCCAAGUACUGAGUGGAAUGAUAGCUAAGGGCAGCCUUCCAAUGGAGCAUGUGGACACGGAGCCGGAACCCAGCAACCCCUACAGCCCGCCCAGACAGAUGUCGAGCAAGCACAGCGGACGCAGGCACAAGAGUCCGAGGAGCCCCAGCUCCCAGUCGCUGUCCUUUGGCUCUUUUUCCAGCCCGGCCACGCCGAGGCCGUGGGAGAGCACCGACGUGCUGGGGCUGAGGCAGUGCUUCGGCCCCACCAAACUCUGCGUCGGAGAGAGGGAACUUCAGAACGCUCGCUACCUGCCCCCGCAGCCCUAUUUUGUCACCAACAGCAAGACGGAAGUGACAGUAUGAGGGAAGAACACCAAGACGGCGCAAGUAUAGGAUAUAAGUAUAAGUACUUAUGUAAAAUAUGACUGUGGGUUAUUGAACGUGCAGUUAUGUGGAUGUCAUGGCUAGCAUUCAAGACAAAUGCUUCAAUUCCGAUGAGUGUUAUCCAACAGUACCAAAUCAUAAAUUCUAAAUCCAAUCAUUUACACAAAACUCUAAGCACUAUUUAGUUACUUAUUUUCUAAUGUACUGUGGUAUUAUUAUUAUAUGGCUAUUGUCAUAGAAAAAAAAAAGAUCAAUCGCUGCACUUUGUUGAUGAUGACAAUUUCCAACACAAACCUCCAAUAAGGCCAAAAUAUAGUGGUGCCUUGAGAUACAAGUUAAAUUGAUUUGACCAUGCUCAUCACUCAAAACACUCAUAUCUAAGAUCAACAAACAUGUAAUGUUUUUUGAAAACAAAAACACCACUCAAUAAUAUUGUAAUUCAUAAACACACGCAGUAAUGAUACAAUCCAACAGAAUCUAACGAAUUAAAAGUUUUUGCCACAUUUUUUGUAUUCAGGUAUUUGUAUUCCUUCUGGUGUGUAUGCCUUUGCCUUGGCCACCUGGGGGAACCAUUACAGAGAAACGAUCACUCCUCAGUAAGCCGCAGAAAUAUUAGUCAUUCUUUGCAGAGGAUAAAGAAUAUAUGCCUGUCAGUAUGUACUGUUAAAUUAUCUGUCAGUGUUUCUUCAUUGCUUGUGUUCAAAUAUCUGUCGCUUUAAGGCUUCUGAAAAUAUGACACUGAUGUUAUACGUUAGCCCGGCUACGAUGUUUUGCAUUGUUUGUUUGCAUUUAGCUAAAAAGACUUCCCUAAGGCUGAGUCUUAAUGUGGUUGAUUGGGAAAAAAAAUAAAACCACAAUGUUUAAUGUUAAUUUGACAGUGAACUUCAAAUAGGAGUGGCACUAAACAACUUAAAGAUAUCGGCGAAACUCUUGCUUGUUGUCAAGUGAGUUGACUGCCACAAUGCAGCGCUUGGAUCUCAAUUUUUUUUGCUCGCGAGUCAAACCGGAAUACACGUCGAACGAGGGCUCGUAUUUUGAAAAAUUCGCAAGUCUCUUAAGGCACCACUGUACUGUAUUUUCAAAAAUCCCAAGAUCACAAACACGAAGGGCAGAAAUGACACUGACUGUUAGUUAUGCUUAUUGCGUCACAAAGUAAGCACACAUACAGUAUGUAUUCUAACAGACACGCCGUUGUGUUUGUUUUGAUCCAUUGGUGAAAUCUCAUCAGUAUUAAAGUGUGUUCGAUUUGUUCAAGGCUGCAGUCACAAUUUUUCAUUUCAACAAGUACUAUUGAAUGCUGUGUGCACGCAUUAUUACACAAUACGUUAUUGCUCGGACAAAAGAUGGUGGCAUUGCUGUUGUCAUGAUGACGAACGCCGUAUUCAAAAUGUACUGUUUCAUGGUUGUUUUCAUAUUUUUUUAAAAAAAGGACGUUAUACCUAUUUAAUGCACUCUAUUUGUACCCACUUGUUCUAAUACAGUAAAUGUCUUUUGCAGUGCAAUUGAUAUCACAAAUUCUAUAUUAAUUCUAGGGGAAAAAAGCCUUUAUAUAUUGUUAUUGGACUAUAGAUUUUAGUUGCUUGACUUUGAUGAUAUGGAUUGGAUAAUCAACAAAAAAGAGCUUUUUAGGUUAGUAGACGGGCAAGAAAUCAUUUUGGUGGAUUGGUUACAUUAACUUAAAUUAACUGGUAGGUACUUGACUAACUCACAAUAAAAAGGACCACAUAUGCCAGCAGCAUGAAACGUUAAAAAAAUGGAAAUUAUACAUUCCAAAUUAUUAGAAUUUGUGGUGGAUUGUAAAAAAGGGAAUAUUUUGAAUUUGCACCUCACAUUGUUCUAUAUUGUGACUUCACCUUUUCAUGUG